UGAUGCCUUCAAGACAAGUACGGUGUCCUGCUGGAUAGUCGAUGAGCUCUCACCUUCCAUUACAAGUAUUACAAGCACUGGACUUCCGAGACUCCUUAUAGACACACAUAUACCUUGAGCGUUUGGGAAAUCUGGACUGCCACAAUCAUGAUGAACAAUUCUACUCGGGACUUGCUCAUCCUAUCCGUCGUAAAUUGGGUCUCUAAUGGGGGAGUGCAGGGUUUCAAAGCAAGGCUUGUAGUGGGGGGACAUUUGGCCUUGCUUGUUCUAAAUGACAUGAACUCUAAAGGAGAUUCAACCGGUAACAAUGACACGAAUACUGGCACUAACACCGGAAGUGGAUCUGAUGAUAAUGACAAUAGCAUAGGCGGCAACAGUAGCAAUAACGGCGGUGACACUGAUUGGGCCUUCCCGAAUGUCUUGCCCCCAUUAGUCUAUUAUUCGCUUUGGUGACGUUUCAACUAAGCCAAUAUCGAUGGUGUACCUCAUCAUGUAGGAUAAUUUAUUCAUAACGUCGUCGAAUAAUUGGGUGCUUCUUUCCGAGAUUUACUUGAUAUACGACGCGACAUGCAAUGAGACCUUAUC
This is a messenger RNA of Guyanagaster necrorhizus, 585 nucleotides long. RefSeq lists its product as uncharacterized. Bases 148 to 453 code for a protein of 101 amino acids. The transcript is spliced from 6 exons. Lineage: Eukaryota; Fungi; Basidiomycota; Agaricomycetes; Agaricales; Physalacriaceae. The record is from RefSeq and is a predicted model, not a curated record.